Heteronotia binoei (common prickly gecko) is the source of this 3017-nucleotide messenger RNA. RefSeq names its product protein geranylgeranyltransferase type I subunit beta (gene PGGT1B). Gene Ontology annotation, cellular component: CAAX-protein geranylgeranyltransferase complex. The coding region runs from base 1412 to 2554 and encodes 380 amino acids. The transcript has 9 exons. Gene Ontology annotation, molecular function: CAAX-protein geranylgeranyltransferase activity. The record is from RefSeq and is a predicted model, not a curated record. Gene Ontology annotation, biological process: protein geranylgeranylation. NCBI's taxonomy places the organism in Eukaryota, Metazoa, Chordata, Lepidosauria, Squamata, Gekkonidae.
UGACACCAUUAACAUUUAUUGCAACUCAUCCUCUAUUGGAAAGGAACAAAUAUUUUAAGUCCUUUGGACACAGCCCUUUCAAGAGAUGGAGUGUGCAUCCACAUUAAAGCAAAUGAUCCAGAAGAAAGAACCAGACAUACAAGGCCUCAUAUACAAUAUGGCAUUUCUACACUAAUAAUUACUGAAUAUCCACCGUUUUUCUUUUAUAUCUACAUUGGAUUUGAAUACCCAAACCCUCACAGAUACCCCUUUACUACAAUAACCAUGACUGUCAAUAUUACAAGGAAGAAGUGAUCACCUUAUGAUUUUAAAAGCUGUAGACGUACGCACCUGGAAAUAAAUCCUACUAAAAUUAGUGGUUCUGAGUAAAAUAGCACCUUUUUCAGAAAGCGGGAGAAGCAAGCAGGCUGAGGGCUAAGCUGAUUAUGGCGGGUAAGAAGGCUGGCAUGAGCCUCUUGCUGCUGUUCACAGGAGGCCGAAGGAAAGUUACCUCUUCCCCGCUUGCUGAGACCAACGAUCAGAGCGAACGGAAUCACAAGCCCCACCUCCUGUCACAGUAUUGCUGGUGAAAUUGUCUUCCCCCUCCGAGCUGCUCUCCGCCGAGGGGUCGCUGACCACCGCCGCGCCAGGGAAGGGCGGGGGAAGCCGGUCUGUCGGGGAGCCACUCGGCUCCCACACAGCCCCCGCCAGAAGCGAGUGGCCCAGCCGGCUUUUCAGGAGCCUCGUUGCCCGCCGCAGCACAAGGAAAGAGAGGGCGCGGCGGCGCGCGGAACUCCAGCUUUCUUUGGCUGGGUGGAAGACAGGUGCUGGGGCAAAGGCCGCCGCCCUUGUCCGGCUUUCUCUGGGGCUGGAAGCUAGCGGGCGGCAUCUCUGCUCCGCAGCAGCCCCGAGUCAGAAAGGAGAAGGCGGGGUGCUUGGAGUGUUUUUACUCGCCUUUCCUCUGCCCGCCUACGUCUUGCUUGCUCAGACUUCCUCCACCGCCCCGGCUGAGCAAGGAAGCGCCAGCCAGCCGCUCCUGUCUUCUGGCCUGCGCUAAACGUGCGACGGGAGCCGUGGGGGUGGAGGGCGCUUGUGUCUUGUUUGAAACUGUCUUUAAGGCCGAGCGGCCGUGAGGCUCCCAGCUUAUCUGGCCUCUAUAAAUCCGGCUACUGCCGAAGGCUUGUAUUGGAAGGGCUCAGCGUGGUGACCAGAUGCCUGCAAGCUGCCAAAACCCUCGCGAAGCUACUUCUCGGCUCGCUCUCUAACGCCUGGCGCCGCCUCCUCGCAGCAGGGGGUGGGGCCGACUACUCUCUCCGGUGACUCCUCCCCAGAGCGCUGAUGCCCCAAUUAACUUAGCACUCAGGCCGUGCCACGUGACCGGGAGCUACCGGCGGCGGACGUUGCGCGCGAAGAUAGGGAGCGGUUGGCCAACAUGGCGGCAAGCAGUAUGCUGGGGGGAGAGGAGGAGGGGGGCUUCGGUGAUGGGGAGCGGCUGGAUUUCCUCAAGGACCGGCACGUGCGGUUCUUCCAGCGCUGCCUCCAGAUCUUGCCUGAGCGCUAUUCAUCCUUGGAGACAAGCAGGUUGACAGUUGCAUUUUUUGCUCUCUCUGGUUUGGAUAUGUUGGAUUCUUUAGAUGUAGUCAACAAAGAUGACAUAAUAGAAUGGAUAUAUUCUCUGCAGGUCCUUCCCACAGAAGACAGAUCAAACUUGCAUCGUUGUGGGUUUCGUGGUUCAUCAUAUCAAGGAAUGCCAUUCAAUCCAUCCAAGGGUCCUGGUGUUUUCCAUCCCUAUGAUAGUGGGCACAUAGCAAUGACUUAUACUGGCCUCUGCUGCCUAGUAAUUCUUGGUGAUGACUUGAGUCGAGUAAAUAAAGAAGCCUGCUUGGCAGGACUAAGAGCUCUCCAGCUGGAAGAUGGGAGUUUUUGUGCUGUUCUUGAUGGAAGUGAAAAUGACAUGAGAUUUGUAUACUGCGCUUCUUGUAUAUGCUACAUGCUCAACAACUGGUCAGGAAUGGAUACGAAGAAAGCCAUAGACUAUAUUAGGAGAAGCAUGUCGUAUGAUAAUGGGCUUGCCCAAGGAGCUGGACUUGAAUCUCAUGGUGGAUCUACUUUUUGUGGUAUUGCAUCAUUGUGCCUGAUGGGUAAACUGGAAGAAGUCUUCUCAGAGAGAGAACUUGACAGGAUAAGAAGAUGGUGCAUCAUGAGGCAGCAGAAUGGCUAUCAUGGCCGGCCAAAUAAGCCUGUAGAUACCUGCUAUUCGUUUUGGGUAGGAGCAACUCUUAAGCUUCUGAAAAUAUUCCAGUAUACAAACUAUGAAAAAAACAGAAAUUACAUAUUAUCAACCCAGGAUCGCCUUGUUGGUGGAUUUGCUAAAUGGCCAGAUAGUCAUCCAGAUGCUCUGCAUGCAUACUUUGGAAUCUGUGGCCUGUCAUUAAUGGAUGAGCUUGGCAUUCGUAAGGUUCACCCUGCCCUGAAUGUAAGCACAAGAACUUCAGAACGCCUUCAGCACCUUCAUGAGCUCUGGGCAACCAGGGACUCUAUACAAUAUUCAGAUGAUGUGCACAGUGCCACAUGACUGAUUCAGACUCCAAUUGAGCUUGGUAGCAUAAUUGUAGCCCAAGGUUAAAGCCAUGUAUAACCAAUGUGCUCUUUUAAGUGCUGGAACCAUACAAUCAAAUGCAUAUUACUGGCAUCAUUUUGACAGCAACUGGCAGCCAGUUAUUUUGGACUUGGAUUAAAAAGAAGUUGCUUGCACCUACAAGUACUCAACAGACUGUUUUUAAGAAUCUCUUCAAGGCAGAAUUAAUGACUAGUUAUAUUGUGUUAUUUCAAACAGUGCAAUGGAAAAGUGUAAUAAUAAUGAAAAGGAUAUCCACAAUGUAUUGACAUAUUUUCUUACUUAAUCUUUUGAGUUUAAUUGACACAGGCUUCGUAUAAAAUCUUAAAAUUAAGUGGAUUGCUUAAGAGUGUCCUUUUAAGGUAGAUGACAACUCUAUAACCUUUGUAAAACAUAAAUUAAAAUUAUUUUAUUCAUUAUA